AAAUUUAAUUAUUUUAAAUAUUUUAUUCAAUUCCAUCUUCCCAUCGAACUAUGAGAAUAAUAAGAAUUCUCUAAUGGUAGUUGUCAAACAGAAAAUUUGGAAAAAAAUAAAAAUAAAUUCAAAAAUAAAAUAAACCGACAAGUGAUACCUUCUUCUACGCAUUGAGAAAUUUAGAGAGAGAAAGCUAUAUAGAGAGAGAGUGUGUGUGUAUGUAUAUGUGUGUGUGGGUUUCAGAUCUGAGCAAAGAUUUUCGAUCCGAAACGAAUCAAACAUUUUCUCUAUGGUUCUCUCCAAAAUGGAAGAUUUCAUUGAGAAUCUUCCGCCCAUGGAUCUGAUGCGCUCUGAGAAGAUGACCUUCGUUCAACUCAUUAUUCCGGUUGAAUCUGCUCAUCGCGUCAUCUCUUAUCUCGGCGAACUCGGCCUUUUACAAUUCCGAGACUUAAACAGUGAUAAAAGCCCUUUUCAAAGGACGUUUGUUAAUCAGGUAAAGCGAUGUGCAGAAAUGUCAAGGAAGCUACGCUUUUUCAAAGAGCAAAUCAGUAAAGCUGGUCUAUUUUCCUCCACACGUCCUGUCACACCAGCAGACAUUGGGUUGGAGCAAUUAGAGGUACAACUUGCUGAACAUGAACAUGAGCUGAUGGAAAUUAACUCAAAUAGUGAUAAACUUCAACAAUCAUAUAAUGAGCUCUUGGAGUUCAAGAUGGUAUUGCAAAAGGCAAGUGGCUUUCUUGUAUCAAAUAAAACACAUACAGUUCCAGAGGAAAGAGAACUAGAUGAGAACAUCUAUUCAAAUGAUAGCUAUGUUGAAACAGCAUCAUUGCUCGAACAGGAGGUGAGGCCUGGACGGUCAGGCCAAUCUGGUUUGAGAUUUAUCUGUGGGAUUGUUUGCAAGUCUAAAGGGCUUAGUUUUGAGAGGAUGUUGUUUCGUGCUACAAGGGGAAAUAUGCUUUUCAACCAGGCUCCAGCUGAUGAAGAUAUCAUGGAUCCUUUAUCUAAUGAUAUGGUUGAGAAAAUGGUAUUCGUUGUGUUUUUCUCAGGAGAGCAGGCAAGAACAAAGAUUUUGAAAAUUUGUGACGCAUUUGGAGCAAGUUGUUAUCCUGUGCCCGAAGAUAUUACUAAGCAGACACAAAUAACUAGAGAAGUAUCAUCCCGCCUUGUGGAACUGGAAGCAACAUUAGAAGCAGGGAUCCGACAUCGAAAUAAGGCUCUGUCAUCCUUAAGUGUCCAUAUAACAAAAUGGAUGAAAAUGGUACGGAGAGAGAAAGCUGUCUAUGAUACAUUAAAUAUGCUAAAUUUUGAUGUAACAAAAAAAUGUCUUGUUGGAGAGGGAUGGUGUCCUAUCUUUGCACAAGAUAAGAUUAGCGAAGAACUGCAACGUGCAACAUUUGAUAGCAAGUCGCAAGUCGGCACAAUUUUUCACGUGAUGGAUGCUAUAGAAUCACCUCCUACAUAUUUUAGAACCAACAAGUUCACAAAUGCUUUUCAGGAAAUUGUUGAUGCUUAUGGUGUUGCUAAAUAUCAAGAAGCAAAUCCUGCUGUAUACACUGUUAUCACAUUUCCAUUUCUUUUUGCGGUGAUGUUUGGGGAUUGGGGUCAUGGAAUAUGCUUGUUGCUGGGAGCAUUAGUUCUUAUAGCUCGUGAAAGUACGCUCAGUACACAGAAACUUGGGAGCUUUAUGGAGAUGCUGUUUGGUGGACGAUAUGUACUUCUGUUGAUGUCGCUAUUUUCAAUAUACUGUGGUUUGAUUUACAAUGAGUUCUUCUCUGUUCCUUUUCACAUAUUUGGCGGGUCUGCUUACCAUUGUAGAGAUACAAGUUGCAGUGAUGCUACAACUGCUGGCUUGGUCAAAUUCCGAGAACCGUACCCAUUUGGUGUGGACCCUAGUUGGCGUGGAAGUCGUACAGAGCUCCCGUUCUUGAACUCUCUCAAAAUGAAGAUGUCUAUUUUGUUGGGUGUAUCACAAAUGAACUUGGGAAUCAUUAUAAGCUACUUCAAUGCACGCUUUUUUAGCAGCUCUAUCGAUAUAAGGUACCAGUUUGUGCCUCAGUUGAUCUUUCUUAACAGCCUGUUUGGAUAUCUUUCACUUCUUAUUAUCAUCAAGUGGUGCACUGGCUCUCAAGCAGACCUCUAUCAUGUGAUGAUUUACAUGUUUCUUAGUCCUACCGAUGAUCUUGGUGAAAAUCAAUUGUUUUGGGGACAAAGACCACUUCAGAUCAUAUUGUUGCUUUUGGCUUUAAUUGCAGUUCCGUGGAUGCUUUUCCCGAAACCUUUUAUUUUGAGGAAGCUUCACACAGAGAGAUUUCAAGGUCGCAUGUACGGUGUCCUUGGUACCUCAGAGAUGGAUCUCGACGUGGAACCUGAUUCUGCUAGACAACAUCACGAGGAGUUUAAUUUUAGUGAAGUAUUUGUACACCAAAUGAUACACUCCAUAGAAUUCGUUCUUGGUGCAGUUUCUAAUACAGCCUCAUAUCUUCGACUUUGGGCUUUGAGUUUGGCACACUCAGAACUUUCAACUGUAUUCUAUGAGAAAGUCCUCCUCCUAGCUUGGGGGUACGACAAUUUUGCUAUCCGUUUAGUUGGGUUAACGGUUUUCGCCUUUGCAACUGCAUUCAUACUACUCAUGAUGGAAACACUAAGUGCUUUUCUUCAUGCUUUGCGUCUACACUGGGUUGAAUUUCAGAACAAGUUUUACCACGGUGAUGGCUACAAGUUCAAACCCUUCUCGUUUUCCUCCUUGACCGAGGAUGAGGAAUAAUACACACCUGUACAGAAGAAGGAAGAUAGUUGAGAAAAAAAGCUUUAAACCAUCAGAAUCCGAAAAAACUGACCACAACUACCACCUGUUUCAGUUGACUAGAAGAACAGCCUAGCCUGUUUUUCUUUAACAUAUAAUGAUAUGAUGUCGCGAUUUUGACUCCAACGAAUGUAAUAUCUCGGCUCGUAAUUCUUUGGUGUAUUGGUUAUAUUAGUGUUUUUUUGGUUACAGUUGCUGGUAAUCUUCCAUGUAGAGGUGUUACUUUCCUUUUAAAUUUUCUUAGUUAUAUGGAAAAAGAGGAAGGUAAGGGAAGAUGGACCAGUUGUAAAAAGGAGCUGGGAAUUAUUAUGGUACAUAAAGGCAUAUCAUUUUGGGGAGGAGGAAGAUUAUUAUUAUAGCUAUACUUUCACACACAAACAAAUCAAAAAACAAAAACAAAAGUACACAAGACUUGAUUUUGUAGGGAUUUGUCUUCCAAAUUUAAUUUUGUUUUUCUUUCUCUUUUAAAUGUUUCAUUAUUGUAGUAGCUACUUAACAAUUUAUUUAGAAAAGUUCCAUUUUGUAAGAGGAUUUAUGAUUGAAAGAGUUCUGGAUUUAAAUAAACUUUCUUUUGAAUGUGCAA
Molecule: messenger RNA, 3377 nt
Organism: Cannabis sativa
Lineage: Eukaryota; Viridiplantae; Streptophyta; Magnoliopsida; Rosales; Cannabaceae
Product: V-type proton ATPase subunit a1
Exons: 18
Coding region: 281-2755 (824 amino acids)
Biological process (GO): vacuolar acidification; proton transmembrane transport
Cellular component (GO): vacuolar proton-transporting V-type ATPase, V0 domain; vacuolar proton-transporting V-type ATPase complex
Molecular function (GO): proton-transporting ATPase activity, rotational mechanism; ATPase binding
Source: RefSeq, a predicted model, not a curated record